ACUGCUUGUUGUUUUAUUGUCACGGACGUGUUUAUUAUUGUUUGGAAAGAAACCUUGAACCAUGUCGUGUUCAUUAACUUUAUCAAGAGUAUAAAUCUCCACGCGCCAGUAAUUUUUAAGAGCAACGCCUCUUUCAAAGUUAUCUCUAAAACUGCUAAAACUGUGUUUUAUUAAUAAGAAAGAAGUUUUUAAAAGAUUUAAUCAUUUCGCGCAAAAACAAGGUGAUGAUAUUUUAAUAUCCGGAACAUUUAACAAAAAACCAAGCAUUAAAACUUUUCGAGAAAUCGGACUGUUGUGCUCAUAUCAAAUCAUUUCAUAG
This is a messenger RNA of Pocillopora meandrina, 319 nucleotides long. Lineage: Eukaryota; Metazoa; Cnidaria; Anthozoa; Scleractinia; Pocilloporidae. The record is from the annotation of a GenBank genome assembly.